UUUUGGGAAAAUCUGGGAAAAUUUUUGUGGUUCAGCCGGAAUCAUUCUGUUAUCACACACAUUGACAGUUAACUAGGCUGCUAGCUCCCGCAUAAAAUCCAUGGCGCCUCACUCCAUUUCUCUUGCAGCCACUUUCCCCCAAAUCCCUAAAAUCAAUCAACUUCUCAUCAUACGACCCCUCUCCCCCGCCUUCUGCUCAGCUUCUCCCUCCCGAACCGUCACCUCUGGCGAUUCCCUCCGUGCAAAGGCUGAUCUCCUGCGUCUCAUAUCGAGCCAGGAGAGAGGUCUUCGGACGCAAACAAACCCCUCGAAGAGAGAAGAGAUCAUCCGCGCCAUCGAUGAUCUCGCUGUGCUCGGUGAUGGCACUGUGACGACCGACUCGUCUCUCUCCGGCACAUGGAGAAUGCUUUGGACGACGGAGAAGGAGCAACUAUUCAUUAUCAAGAAUGCUCGGCUCUUCGGCACUGAGGCUGGUGACGUUUUGCAGGUCAUUGAUGUCGAGAAGGGUCUUCUCAACAAUGUCAUCACGUUUCCGCCUUCUGGGGUAUUCUUUGUUAGGUCGGAGAUUGAAGUGGAGCCGCCUCAGAGGGUAAAUUUUAGAUUUACUAGUGCAGUUCUUAGGGGAAGUAAAUGGGAGAUUCCAUUGCCGCCCUUUGGUCAAGGAUGGUUUGAAUCUAUAUAUAUGGAUGAAGAGAUCAGAGUUGCCAAAGACAUUCGAGGAGAUUACUUAGUGGUUGAUCGUGCUCCGUAUUCCUGGAAAGAAUGAAUCGUUAAGCA
Phalaenopsis equestris is the source of this 777-nucleotide messenger RNA. Its product is annotated as probable plastid-lipid-associated protein 11. Lineage: Eukaryota; Viridiplantae; Streptophyta; Magnoliopsida; Asparagales; Orchidaceae. The record is from RefSeq and is a predicted model, not a curated record. Bases 101 to 766 code for a protein of 221 amino acids. The transcript has 3 exons.